Bombina bombina (fire-bellied toad) is the source of this 2432-nucleotide messenger RNA. Its product is annotated as serine/threonine-protein kinase PAK 4-like. The coding region runs from base 19 to 1977 and encodes 652 amino acids. Gene Ontology annotation, molecular function: protein serine/threonine kinase activity; ATP binding. Gene Ontology annotation, cellular component: cytoplasm. The record is from RefSeq and is a predicted model, not a curated record. The transcript has a single exon. Lineage: Eukaryota; Metazoa; Chordata; Amphibia; Anura; Bombinatoridae. Gene Ontology annotation, biological process: regulation of MAPK cascade; intracellular signal transduction; protein phosphorylation.
UUAGGUGCGCUAACAGCCAUGUUUGCAAAGAAAAAGAAACGCGUUGAGAUCUCUGCCCCGUCAAAUUUUGAGCACCGGGUACACACUGGAUUUGAUGAGCAAGAGCAGAAAUUCACCGGCCUCCCUCGGCAAUGGCAGAGCCUGAUCGAGGAGUCGGCUAAGAGGCCCAAACCUCUGGUGGACCCAGCAUGCAUCACUGCAAUUAGACACGCCCCUCAGAAGACCAUCGUACGUGGAAACAAGUUAUCUCGAGAUGGGUCUCUGGCGUGGCUCCUUGACGAGUUUGAUAACAUGUCUGUGUGCCGCUCCAACUCCUUGCGCAAGGACAGCCCUCCAUCUUAUCCCCGGGAUGACAGAUUGCCACAGGAGAAUGGAGUGAGUGAUCGGCGAAUAAGACAUUCACACGAUGACGUGGGAAGAGGAUCUGAAAGAAUAAGGCAGGAGCAUCACCAUGGAAAGGAACGGCCAAGGGAACAACAGAGAGUAGCUCCUCAACAACCUCGGGGGCAGGAACCAAGCAACAAGCACCGCCCUCCCCCACCAGACUACCCUAAAUCCCAUGAACACAGAGCUUCUCGUACUCAUGAAAGAGUUGAUGUGAGGAAGGAGAACCUGGAAAUUAACCGGGAGUACAGUGAACCUGCUGAUCGUGUUGUUAGAAGGGAGAAAGGAGAAGAGAAGAGACCAAAAUCCUCUUACACAGGGGGUGAGGGCAGCCCGCAGUCACCCAGAGAUAAGCGGCCACUGUCAGGCCCCAAUAUCAGGACUCCAAGCAACCCUCCUAGUGAGGGAUCAGGGAAACCUACACAGCAGGCAGGACGACCGUUCAACACCUACCCAAGGGCAGACACAGAUCCCAACAGAGGGGGCUCCAACCAGGAAUCUCGCACCACAGUACCACUCGACCAGAAAAUCCCAGCUGGCAAAGUUUCAUCUAGGCAGCAGCAAGGCCAGACUAAGCCCAAACCUCCUGAGAAACCUCUUCCCUCUGGCCUUUCUCCUCACAGCUCAGACCCUCAGCUUUCAAGACCCGCACAGUCCCAACCACCACCUCCACCCGCUCAACCUCGCUCACCACAAAGAGAACCUCAGUGGGUGUCUCACGAGCAGUUUCGGGCAGCUUUGCAGAUGGUGGUGGAUCCUGGUGACCCAAGGACAUACUUGGACAACUUCAUCAAGAUUGGGGAAGGUUCAACAGGCAUUGUGUGCAUUGCUUCUGUCAAAAGCACGGGGAAGUUAGUGGCUGUGAAAAAGAUGGACCUGCGCAAGCAACAGAGGAGGGAGCUGCUCUUCAAUGAGGUGGUGAUAAUGAGGGAUUACCAGCAUGAGAAUGUGGUGGAGAUGUACAACAGUUACCUAGUGGGUGAUGAGCUCUGGGUCGUCAUGGAGUUUCUGGAAGGUGGAGCCCUAACUGACAUUGUCACUCAUACUAGAAUGAACGAAGAACAAAUAGCGGCCGUCUGUGUGUCUGUACUUAAAGCACUCUCUGUCCUACAUGCACAAGGCGUCAUCCAUCGUGAUAUUAAGAGCGAUUCCAUUCUGCUUACACAUGAUGGCCGGGUAAAGCUUUCAGACUUUGGAUUUUGUGCACAAGUCAACAAGGAAGUACCACGUCGUAAGUCUCUGGUUGGGACUCCCUACUGGAUGGCUCCUGAACUGAUCUCAAGGUUACCUUAUGGACCAGAGGUGGACAUAUGGUCUCUGGGCAUUAUGGUGAUAGAGAUGGUGGAUGGAGAACCCCCUUAUUUUAACGAACCCCCACUGAAAGCAAUGAAAAUGAUUUGGGAUAAUUUACCCCCUAAACUGAAAAAUGCACAGAAGGUUUCCCCAUUGCUAAAGGGGUUUCUGGAUCGGCUCUUGGUGAGGGAACCUGGCCAACGAGCCCCAGCUAAUGAGCUUCUGAAACAUCCUUUCCUAGGGAAGGCCGGCCCACCCUCUUGCAUCGUUCCUCUGAUGAGACAGAAUAGAAUGAGAUGAGGAGUUGGGAGAUGUCAGACCAAAGACUGACCUUAUUUUGGGGGGCAGGGAGAUGAAUGUGUCAGCCAAACCCACCUCAAUGUUGUUCCAGGAAACCUGGGUAAAAACUACUAAAUCAUUACUCUUCCAACAUAAACUUCUAGAUCAGCACCAAUCACAACCCUAUUUGAUCUUUUUAUAAGUUGCAGUUAAUCUCCCUCCCUAGGAGCAUUAAGAUGGUAAGACCGACACUGUCUCACCUGCCUUAGAGUGCUCAGGUAAUUUAUUUGGUAAGGAAACAUGAACAGUAUGGCCUUAUCAUGGGAAUAAGAAGAUACCAAGACAAAACUCAAAAUUCAUCUCCAACGGGAAUGUUUGCACAUUGUGUUUAACUAAACUUGGAUAAUUUUUGUUCUCUGGAGAGCACUUGGAUAAACACAAAAUAUGCACAUGUUUAUAUGAAAAUCUGGGAGAAU